Molecule: messenger RNA, 4020 nt
Organism: Drosophila willistoni
Lineage: Eukaryota; Metazoa; Arthropoda; Insecta; Diptera; Drosophilidae
Gene: Nost
Product: nostrin
Exons: 7
Coding region: 157-3699 (1180 amino acids)
Cellular component (GO): cytoplasm; plasma membrane
Molecular function (GO): protein binding
Source: RefSeq, a predicted model, not a curated record
UUUAGUCGUUGAAUGCGCUUCGAGGACGGACGUUUGUUCUAAAUUUAGUCGCGCCCCAUCGGCGAGGCUGUGUGAGACUAAACAUACGCGUAGUUAAUGUCGCGACAAAAACAUUUUAUUUGCUCACUCCAUUAAAAUUUAAUUAAUUUUCGCACCAUGAAUCAUUUGCGAGUGCACAAAUUCAAAUUAGGCGGCAAGGACAAAAUGGCUUUAGCCGAUAUUCCUCAGGCUCCAACGGAGAGCAAUGAUAGCCCCAACAAUAAGAACAAUCACAAAGGAUCAUUCCUGAAUCGCAUUAAGCGAUACUCCGUGCUGGGUAAUAAGCUAAGCCGGCGCCAUUUGGGGAGCAUGACCUUGCCAGGCGGAGUCGGAAGUGAUGAUACGGGAAAAACUAGUGCUGGCUCCGGUUCGCCCACAAAACUGGCCUCAGGCAGCUAUAACAUGACUGGUAGCAGUUCAGAAGAUCAUCGUCUGGAGAUUGGUGCCCCCAUAUUGAUAUCGACUACCACCAUAAAUACAGAUCGUUUCGAUGUCACGGAAGCGAGACUAAAACAAAUUGGCGGGGGCAUAGCUCAGACAUCGACCUUAGCGCGUACCCUGACGCCUAGGAGUUCGGAUGAAGAGGAGUUUGUUGAUGCUCGCAGUACACCCCAGAAAUUCGACAGAGAUGUGGACGAUGAAACUGAAGCAUUCGAGACACCCAAACAUCAGGAAUGUGAACUCAAGGACAACGCAGAAGAUAUGCUGGUAACAGUGCCAAUCGAACCACCCAAGCGACAGCCACAUAUCAGGCGUCAACAGCAGCAAUCGCUAUCGGUUCAAAAUCUUCAUCGUUCUGAGCUAAAGGUGUAUCUACAGAAAUCUUCUUCCAUGAGCUUGGAUAUGAAUGCCACGGCACCAGCUCAAUGGGGCAUACUAAAUCUACCCGAAUUACCGGAGCUAUAUGGCAACAGUGAGCUCAGCUUGGCAGCUAGUGAGAAUAAGGAGAAUGUUCUCGAUUCGGAAAACGAGCCACCACUUCCACCGCUACCGUCCGGCGCAAUAUCACCCGUUUCGCCCCCCACUCCACCGGCCAGCAGUGGUAGUUGCACACCUGUCGUACAAGGCGGAGGUUUCCUUGCCCAGCAAGCCCAUUUCAAAAGUAUUGACGCCCUCUACCUCACAAAUCCCGCCCACGGUUCCAACCAGAGUUCCAAGCAAAGUCUAAUGGGCUCGCAAUGCAGUUUGAGUCAUGACGAUAAAGAGGAGGAAGAAUUUGAUUAUGAUCUCAAAUCUGUGAGUUAUCAGAGUCUUAAUGCCCAAAAUCUAUUCGUUUCAAUUGAUGAACUCCAAGAGAUCACCAGACAGAUUAAUGAAACUGAAGAUUUCAGUCGCGAAAUCGAUCUGGAGUACUGUACUCAUCGCGACCAGCUACGUCCGAGCGAACGUCGAAUUACGCUACUCAAGAAUAAGAAUCAAGCCUUGAUCAACUUCAGUCAUAAUAAGGAAAAGUUACGCAAAGGUUGGCACGGCAUGAAAAACUGGCUAGGCGAGGAGAGUACGCGAUUAAAGGAAGUGGUGCGACACCAGACACCGCUGAAACGCUUAGCGCAGUCGCGCAGCAAUCUUAAUCAAUCAGUAUCGGAGUGUAGAAGCCGCCAAGAAAGCAUGUCACCGGAACGAAGUCGGAGUCGCAGUCGAAAUCGUCGUAACAUGAGCGAAAGUUGUGAAGACAUGACUGAACGAACGGAACUUGAGUCUUCUUUAUCACAGAGAGCCAGUGAGGAGGACGUCUCUCCACAUGCCAAAAGGUUCAAGGAUGAGGGACAAAACGGCUUUGAGGAACUGAGACGAUAUGUUAAACAAGGCGGAGAUUUUAGCAAAGAGUUAAUCUUUGUCCUGCAAGAGCGGGCCGAUUCCGAGUUAAUAUAUUCAAAGUCCCUCUCAAAAUUGGCCAAUAAACUGAAUAAAGCUGGAAGGGAGAUACCUGGCAGUGUGGCCGAUGCUUGGCGUGGUGUGGCUACAGAAAUGGAAAGUCGUAGCGAUAUGCAUCGCCAAUUGGCAGCCUCACUAACGGAUGAAAUAGUCAAACCACUCAAAUGUGUGGUGGAAAAUCAUCAUAAGGCGCGCAAGGCGGUUGAAAGCAAUGUAGAUAAAGCGGCCCGAGUUCUCUCAGAAUGGCGUGUAAGUGAAGCGAAGGCUAAAAAGGCAUCCCAUACGGCCGCUCGGGAGAAUGAGAAACUUCAAGAUGCCAUGCUGGAUGUACGCAUACAGAAAUCUCCAUCCAUUGCUCUGCUCCAUCAAGGUCCGAACAAACAGGCUGCUGAAAAGGAACUGAAAUCGGCGGAAAAGGACUGCGUUAAAUUGGAUAAUAAACGUAAGAAAGCCGAGGAGGCCGUAAAGCGGGCGGAUGUUGAGUAUUACACGCUUUGUGUGCGUGCGGAACGUGCUCGAGUCGAUUGGGAAAUGGCCGUUCUCCGCGGGAGCUCGCAACUCCAGACCAACGAACAACAACGUCUCGGCAAUAUGCACAACUUUGCACAGCAGUACGCCCGGCUCAUCUCUGAUAUGAAUCCAAUUUUGGGCACACUGAGCAGUCGUCUACAGCCACAGCUGGAUGCCUGCAAUGUGACAAAGGAUAUGCAAGUGGUGCGCAAUAUACGCCGCAAUUCGGAAGGUCCUAGCGAGCAAUUGCUCCCCGACUUCUACUGUGAGCACACCACAUUGGCCAUGAACCGUGAGAGACGUAAACAUGCCCUGAUUAAGCUACUGCAGUUGGUGAAAACGGAUCUGGAGAGGGAGCGACGCUCGCGUGACGGCCUAAGGGGCUUAUCUCAGUCACUGAAUAACCAGGAACAUCAAAACAUUACCGAUAAGCUGUACCAUAUACGAUCUAUGCUUACGUAUUUGGAAGGAGCUCGCCUUAAGCUGCACUCGGCCUUGCUGGAGCUAGAUCAUAAACCCCGUACCACACAUCCUCUAGCUCAGCAUAUACAGAUCACUCGCGAUCGCACUGGUCUGCAGCAAAGUAUUCUCAAAGUACCCACGUGGCUGAAGAACAAUGAUAACCAUAGGCCGACCAAUCCACAGGAUUUAAGUGAUGCCACAAACACUGCCGAUGACGAUGAUAUUGUCGAUGAGAAUUGCUCGCAAGUGCAAUUGCAGACAACGAACAGCUCCUGUGCGGACAUUAGUUUGAUGUCACCACUACUAAAGCACUUUAAUCGCAGCAAAAGCAACAUCGAGACAUUCACCAGUCAACCAAAGAUAAUCUCAACGACAAAUCCUUCACUGGCUGCAGCCAAAUCGAAAACGAUACCAGGAGCAACAACUGCAACAGUAUCGGAACAUGACCGCGGCCAAGCCGAUGGUGGUUCCAAUCAGCAGGACUCCGAUUUUGAUGAGUUCAGUUCGCAGGACGAAGACGAUGACGAUGCUGACACUGAACCAGUUAAAAAGUUACCGGGCCAAACGCCAAAUUCGCCGACGCAGCACUUCUAUCAGAAUGCUCAAGAGUUGCAAAAGAACGGCAAGGACAAUCAAGUGCUGGGCAAAUGUAAGGCCCUCUAUAGCUAUACACCAAAACUUUACGAUGAGCUAGAACUGAGUCCUGGCGAUAUCAUAGAAAUUCAUGCCAAGCAGGACGAUGGCUGGUGGCUGGGAGCACUAAGGAAUCACAUUGGCAUCUUUCCGGCCACAUAUGUGGAGGAGUGCUCGUAGUACUUAGAAUCACAUAUAAGAUAUUGUACACACCAUUUUCAAAAUAAAAAAAUAUAUAUAUAUUAAUACAUAGAUCUACAUACAUACAUACGUGUGACUGUAUCUGCCGAAUGUUUGUAUGUGUCACUGUUCUUUUUCGAAAAAUUUCUCGAUUAGUUAAAGCAUUCAGAAAAAACCAAAACUCCAUCUAUAGAAAUGAAUAUCUAUCUAUAAAAUAUUGAAGAAUCAAGACUCGUGUUUUAUGAGCCCCCUGACCUAGUGUAAUUAUUAUUGGAGAAAGCUCUGCAAUAAAAUUAAUGCUUAUAUGUAUGUUGAUCCUUA